Caenorhabditis remanei is the source of this 1056-nucleotide messenger RNA. RefSeq lists its product as uncharacterized. The record is from RefSeq and is a predicted model, not a curated record. The coding region runs from base 1 to 1056 and encodes 351 amino acids. The transcript has 5 exons. NCBI's taxonomy places the organism in Eukaryota, Metazoa, Nematoda, Chromadorea, Rhabditida, Rhabditidae.
AUGAAACCCACUGAAAAUGUGGAAUUGGAUCUCAAAUCAAAACGGAUUGUAUAUCAAAUGAGCCAAGAAUUGGAGCAAACUAAUGUUAAUCACGAUUUCCAUAAUGCACUUCUCUCACUGGACAUACCAGAUCUCGACAAAAAAGCGGGUUUUGACGGGUACAUUCAACUGCAAGACGAUAUAAAAGAAUCACUGAAAAACUACAUGAAAAACGGAAAGAAAUUGGAUUUAUUGUCACUUUUGAGUGGUCAACAAAUGAAAUGUGUCAACCAGAUGUUGAACACUAUAAAAUCCAAAAAUCCAUCUGAUCCGAAGGAUUCUAAGAAAAGUGAGAAUGGAGAGUAUUCUGGAGAACAAAUUGUGGCGAAGAAUAUUCAAAUAGUGAACGUGGAAAGGGAUUCAAACGAUAUUCCACGUGGACCCAUUCCAUUUGGAAUACCACCUUUACAAGUAGAUCAAUUUUAUAAAGAUGAAGAGAUGGAGGAUUCAGAAUAUUUGGAUUGGCCUAACAGUCAACCUGAUAGAUCAUCCAGUAGAAUUCCCGAUAUCCCAAUGGAACCUGUCCCGAUUUCACAGUCUAUUCGUAUUUCUGAACCAGUGAAAAUUGUAAAAUUUGAGGAACUGCAGCCAACGAAAAAGAUAAUAUCAAGAUCACGACCAAUUGAAAAGUUAGAUGCUCAGAUUCAAACGGAUGAAGUUGAAGAAGAGGUGCAAGAGACGGAAAGAACGGAGAAAAUUACAGCAGAAAUCGGUACCAAUUGUCGUCUUUUGAUAACUCCGCGGGUUGAGGAAGACGAAGAACCAGUUUCCCGUAAAUCUACACCAAUCAUGUCUCCAAUAAGUACAGUACCAUCGGAUAUAAGUGAAGGAGAAGUCGUUGGAUUCAGUUCAAUUAGAAAUGUGGUUACUGUACGAACAGAUGGAUCAAUUGUUCCAACUCCACGUGUCUUAGAAGACGAUGAUGACGUGGCUUCUGAUAUUCUAAUUGCAAAAUCUUCAAGUCCGUUUGGAGUAGCUGAAGUUGAUAUGUCUAUUUCCUCCGCUCAUAGUCAUUAA